This is a messenger RNA of Choloepus didactylus (southern two-toed sloth), 3328 nucleotides long. RefSeq names its product SR-related and CTD-associated factor 4-like. Lineage: Eukaryota; Metazoa; Chordata; Mammalia; Pilosa; Megalonychidae. The record is from RefSeq and is a predicted model, not a curated record. Bases 1961 to 3070 code for a protein of 369 amino acids. The transcript is spliced from 4 exons.
CAGCCAGGCCAGUGGGGUGGGGGCUGGGUGGUCCUGGCAGAGUCAGCCACUCCCCACCCAACCCCCACUGCCUGGGGAGAGGUGGGGGGAUGGCUGAGGGGACUUCCCUGGCCCCUCUCCCCUUUUUUCCUGACCCUGUGGAAGCUGCAGACCCCAACCCCCCGGGAGAGGUGGUAGGGCUAAAAGCACACCCAGGGACCCUCCUGGGAGCUGGGAGAGGCCACGGGGGCAGCUCCAGAGGGUCUGCCCAUGGGAACUGCUCUAACCACCUCAGAACCCCACGGGGCCACUUGGAAGGAGGCGCUGGCCCCAUGGCCCCCUCCUGAAGAGGAAGUGUGGUUGGAGGGGGGAUCUGGGAGGAACUGGCCCCCACCCCACUCCCGCCACGCGGCCUGGCGCAGAGGGGAAUUACUCUUCCGUUACUUUACAGCCACAAGGCCCCCAUCUCCUGGCUGUGACGUGGCCGGAAGGCCCGGAUGCUGGGGGCCCUGCCUCAGCCCUGCAGCUGCCCCCAGGCCUUGCGGGUUCUCGGCCCAGGAAGGACGGACGGGGCCUGCACCAGACACCGCGUCACAGCCACCUAUGAAGAGCCAGGCAGGGAACCGAGCGGGAGAGAACUUGCCGUCCACGAGGCCAGAGAGGGAAACCCUCGCCCACGGCGCCAUGACCAGCGAGGCCGGGGCUGUCACCAAGGCCCCAGGGCUGAGCUGGGCAGGACCAGAGGUGAUGGGCAGACACCCCUGAAGCCCCCUCCUCAGCCAGUGGGGAUUGAACGCCCACCAUGCACCUGUGGACGCCUCCUGACCCUUCCAGGCCCCGAGCAGCCGACGCCUCAGCCUGGGGGCAAACCUGAACGUGGCUGAUGUGGCAUCUCCAGCCCGACGUCCUGGUGGUUGCGGAGACGAUGAAAAUCCUUGUGGGCUCUGCUCUCUGCUCCUAGAGGCCACCCCAUCCCCUCGCCCUCACCAGGCCCCAAGUCCCCCCGGCUGCACCUUGAACAACGUGGUUCAAGCAGUAAACCCCGGCCGGUCACGACUCUCCAAGCUCUCCAGCUCGACUGAGGCAGCCCCGUCUCCCGGUGCUUUCUCUUUCCUUCUUCCGGCUCCGACAGUGAAUUCCAGCCACCCUCAGGCCGCCACAGCCUCGCCUUUAAUGGCUGCCCCAUCUCAGGGUCAUUUGGUAGCUGAUCUGUCCCUGCCUUCCAGGAACUACCAGUAGCUGGGACCCUGAGUGGCCGGAGAACCCACCCCAGAGCCCUGGCAUCCGGGAGGUCCAGGGGCAGGGAGUAGCAGCCACUGAAAGUUUCAGAAAAAAGGUUUAUUGCAGGGUUAGUUUUUUAUAACCAGGCCUGAGGGCUGGAGGAGCGGCUCUUCCACUAGUCAGGGAGGGGGAGGCUCCCCAGCCCCCAGGUCUGCAGGGGCACCCCUGCAAGCUGAGGUCGAGGAGAGCACAGCCCCCGGGACCACCUCUCGACCCCUGAAAGCUGGAGCUGGACAAGGAGGGGGUCAGAAAGUGCCAGGACCUCAGGCUUUGGCUGCAGCAGAAACGGCCCCAGCAGACAGGCGGCCCUUCCCUGGGCCUGGCUGCCACGGGGUACGGGAAGCUACGGAGCUCUGCUUCCCAGUCCCUGCAGUCCAGGGAGACGCCCCGAAGGCGGAGGGGAUGGAUGCUGCGGCCCCUCCACCCCACAGACAGGGGCCUCUGCGGGCAGUGAGGGGCGCCCGGCCCCGGCCAGGGGAGUCCUGCCUUGGGUGUUUUUGCCGUCUGCUCCUUGGGGCUCCUCUCCCCACCUUCUCCUUUCUUGCUGGCUGCCCCCACAUUCUGUGCUGUGGGCCUGUGCUUUGAGGAUGGCGUCCCCAAACCCCGUGUGAGAAGCGGUGGCCAAGCUAGGGGCUGUUUCCAAUCACCUUCACUUGCAAGGGCCUCUCUCCUGUCCUGGGGCAGCCGUGAUGGAGGGCUAAUGUCCACAGAAGCUGAUUCUCUCCCGGCUCCGAGACUGCGAGCCAGGGAUCAUGGCGUCACAGGGCCACGCUCCCUCGGGAGGCUCAGGGAGGGGCCUUCCGGCCACCCCGGCUCCUGGCAGCCACGUGCCCACAACCCGUGGCGCCAACCCCGUCCUCGUGUGGCCUUCUCCAUCUGCGCCCCUGAGCGCCCAUCCUGUUGGCUCAAGGCCCCCUCAGCUCCCACAUGGCCUCGCGUUCCCUCUGCACUGGCCCCACUUCCAGGUAAGGCCACCUUUGGAGGCUGGGGGCUGGGACUUCAGCUCGUCUUUGGGGGACACAGCUCAGCCCCUCACACAGCCUCACGCCUUUCGGUCAGGUCUGCCAAGCCCCAUGCGCUGCCCUCUCCCGUGGUUCACGUCGGGGACACCGACCCUCAGCCGCCUGCCUUCGGGGUGGUCUCCUCUGGGCUGAGUUGGGUGGUCUCCUCCAGGAUGACUCUGCCGCCCUGGAUGGCCUGGGCAUGCCCCCCCGGGCCCCUCGCCCACUGCGCCCCGUGGGCGUCGAAACCAGCCUUUCUAUGCUGGGGAGGAAGUGGGUGCACUGGCAGCCCGACAGGUGAUCCCCUGGAAAGAGGCUUCUCCCUAAGCAGCCGCUGUGACCAGCUUCUUCCGUGUCCUUCCGGAAAGACUCCACCUCCGAUGUGCCCUGGUGCACUGACGUUUCCCCUACCGAUGGGCGCUGGGGCUGCAGGUGUGUGCUGGAAACACACCGCAUGGACGUCCUCCGGCUGCACACACGUCUCCAGCCAUCGGGCCUGGACGGGUCGGGACCCUGCUUGGCCACGCCGAGGACCAAAGCCACCUCCCCACGUGCUCACCGUCCGCCUUAGCCAGACGCUUGACCCCCUGCCCACGUCACCACAGCCUGGCUCUCCCAGGAGACUCUGGUCCCGGAGGAUAAAGUACAAAAGUCUUCAUGUUUCAUUCCAGACAUUCCAGACACGUCCCCAGAGAUCCACGACGCUUCAACAGAAUGACAGCUUACACCCCAAGGUGGGUUCCUCAGGGCCCCCGAAGAUCUGUCCCCCGGAAGCUGCAGAUGGACUUAAGUUAAGGGUCCUGGAUUAGUGUGGGCCCCAGAUCCUGGGACAAGUGUCCUGGUGAGAGAAGAGCAGUCGAGAGGACAGACUGAGAAGGCCGCGUGGGGCCGGAAGCCAUGUGGGGCCGGAGGCAGAGGUUGCAGGGGCGCGUCCACAAGCCCAGGGGCGUGGAGCACAGCUGGUGUCCCCAGAGGCCGGGCGAGGCCUUCAGCGGGAACCCACUGGGUGACACCUGGAGUUUGGAUUCCUGCUCCAGAGCUGAGGGAAUAAAUCUCUGUUGCUCUAA